Messenger RNA from Alternaria arbusti, 1113 nucleotides. RefSeq lists its product as uncharacterized. Gene Ontology annotation, molecular function: DNA binding; zinc ion binding. Lineage: Eukaryota; Fungi; Ascomycota; Dothideomycetes; Pleosporales; Pleosporaceae. Bases 1 to 1113 code for a protein of 370 amino acids. Gene Ontology annotation, biological process: DNA-templated transcription. The record is from RefSeq and is a predicted model, not a curated record. The transcript has 3 exons.
AUGGGCUCGGCCCUCAUCACUCGAACAGGUGACGCCGCAACGCUUUUGCUCUAUUCGAUAUGUGUCAACUCCGCAGCCUACAAGUUCAUUAAUACCGUCUUGUCAGAAGGCGAUAUAGGUAGCAUCGAAGAUGGCAUGCGCAACGAGGCGGCAAGAUACCUCCACAGUGUCCAGCUCGCCAUGACCCGAAUUCAUCUACUUUCAGCUCCUUCACUGCUUCUGUUGCAGUCCUUGCUUAGCAGCGCUUUCAUCGCUCAAGGACAGGGUGACUCGGUGCAUUGCUGGGCGUUUAUCUCUGCUGCCUGUAAAACCUGCGAGGACCUCAACCUUGAGACUCAAGUCAACGCAUGUCAAACAGAGACGGAAGACGACUUAGAGCUGUACUACUGCUAUGUUUGGUGCCACAUUCUGGACAAGAAUUAUUCCAUGAUGCUUGGUCGAACACGUUGUCUCCUCAAUCACGAAGGUCUAGACUCGGUGUUCUCAUCACCACUGAACAGGUCCUUGUCCGCACUGCUUUCGACCUAUCUGCACUUCGUGCCUGUCCAAGCCAUCUUCAUUUUGGAACUGCACCCGUUCAAGAUUUCAAACAAGAAAGCGCUACUUUCGCGUGUCGAGUAUAUGGUAGCCAACCUCUUAGAUCGCCUGAAACGCGUGCACGCACGAAUAAGCGAGCGCGUCACAGAUGAACUUGAGGGUCUUGUCGAGCUCUCGACAUCGAUCGCGAAAUUGCAGACGCUGUUCAAGUCCUUCAUCGAGCUUUGCGAAGGCCUAGUGUCCCAGAAGCGACAGAGAACCAUUCCCGCCAACGUUGAAGCAGACUUUCAGACACCUCAAGCGCCGCAAGUGCCUCUUGCAACCUCGCAGGCACCAGAUUGUGCUCCAAACAUGACGGUAUUAGCCAACACAGGCGAUACCUGUGGCCUCUCACAACCAACAUCUGCCCCAUUUGUCACACCUGAAAACGAGCUCACGUUCACAUCCGGCGGUACAUCCGGCGGUACACCCAGUGGCUUGAAUCCCGGAUGGGGAUUAUUCGAUGUUCAACCCACGCUCGACUGGCUCGACACUGACUUCUCAUUCUUUGACCACGAACAAUAUCAGCAAUGGUGA